CUGCUUCCUACUCAUCUAGAACUCCUUGACUUUUACUUCAAGAGCCGUCCAUUAAUUAAUAACUCUAGAUGAAAUAAAGAUAAUGACGAAAAUUGGAAAUGACUAUAAGGUGGCUGUUUUUGAUAAUGCCAUUCUACCCACCUCUCUCCUCUUCCAUAGCAAACCAGAAUCACUCACUGCUCCUUCCUUCCCCCCUCCACACACACACACACAUACAACAGCAACUACAUACCAUGCUAGACCCGGCCCGACAAAGAAACAACCUUAGGCUAUCCGACCACAUCCAGAUCUCUGGCGUCGGUGCCCUCGACUACGGUUCCCGGGCUCGAAAGACUGUCGAAAGCCAUGCAAACUACAGGGCUACUGCUCAGGCCAACAUGUGCGACUUCCGCGGCAAGACGAACGCAGACGAGGACUCGGGGGUAUGCACACCGCCGCUGUGGCGGUCGAGCCCACCGGAGAGCCCGCAGCGCCACCAGGGCGGCGUCAACCAUUACCGGAGCUUGUCGCCCGCUUCGAGGACGCAGGCAAUCGCUCGGGGGCAAAUGGAGCUCAUGGAGAUGGUGAGGAACAUGCCCGAGUCGUGCUACGAGCUCUCUCUCAAAGACCUCGUCGAGCUGCCGAGGGUUCGGCCACAGCUCGAUACCAUGGCGAUGAUCCAAAGGGAUGGGAGUGCCAAGAGACAGAACAGCAACAGGAGAGUUGAUGGGACCAAUAAUAAAGGGCAUAUGAUGGUGAGGAGUGGAAGUAUCGACAAUGGUGGGUUCUUGCUUAAAAUGGUGUUUCCAAUUCCUUGGAGCUCAAGCAAGAAGAAAAAGGAUAAUAUAGGCAAUAACUUUAGCAAGGUCUCGCCGAGGCCCUCGAUGGAUGGAUCUGCGAACGUCGAGGUCGAGAAGGAGUGGUGGAGGAAGAGGAAUUCUGCACCGGGUGACAGCGAGAGCGUUGAUUCAAGCAUGAACGCCGGAAGCAUGAAGAGCAGUGGAAGCAGAAGCAGCAGCAGCAGCAGCAGAUGCAACAGCUUGAGUAGGAGCAAGAGGCACGUGAACGGAGGAGGGUGUUGCUCGUUUCUCUGGACGGUGAAGAGCGAAUCGCAGAAGCGAAAAGAGCGAGCCCAUGCUCCGAACGCGGCCUAAAUCGGUUCUGUAAUUAUGUUUCCAUUACUGUAGUACAUCCAAAGAUCACAUUAGAGUGCCUACAUAUAUUCGGAAGUGUUUGAUGAGUUUGUAAUUAUUCUCAUCUCUAAAUUUUUCAAUAUGCUGUUUGCUUGAA
Syzygium oleosum is the source of this 1269-nucleotide messenger RNA. RefSeq lists its product as uncharacterized. NCBI's taxonomy places the organism in Eukaryota, Viridiplantae, Streptophyta, Magnoliopsida, Myrtales, Myrtaceae. The transcript has 2 exons. The record is from RefSeq and is a predicted model, not a curated record. The coding region runs from base 99 to 1133 and encodes 344 amino acids.